This is a messenger RNA of Racocetra persica, 614 nucleotides long. NCBI's taxonomy places the organism in Eukaryota, Fungi, Glomeromycota, Glomeromycetes, Diversisporales, Gigasporaceae. The record is from the annotation of a GenBank genome assembly.
AAACCUUGCAUUGAUUUAGAUUUUGUUUUGCAAGGUGCUUUUGAACAUUCACCCACCACCGCGGACCUUCUCGAAAAAUUAUUUUUUGUGCGCCUAGAAAAAAAACAAUAUAACCCUUUGUCCGCUUGUCUUGUCGCUGAUUACCAAGCUUUAUUAAAAGAAUUAUCAACUCAAGAUAUAAAGUCUGUGGGUAAUUAUAUACUAGAAGAUACGAUUGGUGAAGGAACAUAUGGAAAAGUAAAGCUAGCGACUCACAAGCUGACUGGUCAAAAAAGUACCAUUUCAUUUUCUCUUCAUACGCUUCUUACGAAUUCACUUAUGAUUAAUUCUGCUUUCAUUCAGGUCGCCAUAAAAAUAAUGCCUAAAAUUCACGCCGAAAAUUUAACUCGCGAAAUACAUCAUCAUCGUUAUUUACAUCAUCCUAAUAUCAUUUCCCUAUUCGAAGUUAUACCCACUGAAAAUAAAAUUUAUAUGGUACUGGAAUAUUGUGAAGGGGGUGAAUUAUAUGAUUUUUUGGUUAGUAAAAAACGCCUAAAAGAAAAUUUAGCCAGAAAAAUGUUUGGCCAAUUAUGUCGAGCUGUUAAAUACUGUCAUGACAGAAGAGUUGUUCAUAG